Ochlerotatus camptorhynchus is the source of this 2265-nucleotide messenger RNA. It is a transcript of the gene ERp60, whose product is annotated as disulfide-isomerase A3. Gene Ontology annotation, molecular function: protein disulfide isomerase activity. The record is from RefSeq and is a predicted model, not a curated record. Gene Ontology annotation, cellular component: endoplasmic reticulum. NCBI's taxonomy places the organism in Eukaryota, Metazoa, Arthropoda, Insecta, Diptera, Culicidae. Gene Ontology annotation, biological process: protein folding; response to endoplasmic reticulum stress. Bases 146 to 1624 code for a protein of 492 amino acids. The transcript has 3 exons.
CCACCAUUUCGGUCCGUCUUGUUGGCCACGUCUGCUCGUCGAACUUUUCGGUGGAUUUGUAAUCAAUUUACAUCAGUCAGUCAGUGCUUCAACCGGAUACUUUAUACCGGGUUUCGGGUGUGGUAAUUUAGUUCGAAAGUGCAAAAUGUUCUCCGCGAAAGUGAUCACCGCGGUCGCUUUGGUGGUCGUUCUGGGUCUGCAGUCGGCGUUCGCCGGCGAAGCCGACGUCCUAGACCUGACCGAUAGCGAUUUCUCGGCCCGAGUCGCCGAAACGGAAACUACGCUGGUUAUGUUCUACGCACCAUGGUGCGGCCACUGCAAGAAACUGAAACCCGAAUAUGCCAAGGCAGCCGAGCUUCUGCGCGGAGAGGAUCCGCCGAUCGCUCUGGCUAAGGUUGAUUGUACGGAAGGUGGCAAGGAUACCUGCGGCAAGUUUUCCGUGUCCGGUUACCCUACGUUGAAGAUCUUCAAGAAUGGAGAAGUCUCCCAGGAGUACAGCGGUCCACGUGAGGCCAUCGGUAUUGCCAAGUACAUGAAAUCGAUCGUCGGACCAGCUUCCAAGGAUCUUCUUACAUUGGAGGCUUUCGAGGCGUUCCUGAAGGUGCAGGAAACCAGCGUUGUUGGUUUCUUCCAAAAGGAAUCGGACCUGAAGGGUGUCUUCCUGAAGUAUGCCGACAGCCAGCGUGAACGUCUGCGAUUCGGACACAGCAGCGCCAAGGAAGUGCUGGACAAGCAGGCUGAAACCGAUGCCAUCUAUCUGUUCCGUGCCAAGCAGCUGUCGAACAAGUUCGAACCGGACUUCGUCAAAUUCGACGGCAAGACCAAGGAAGAUUUGGCCACCUUUGUCAAGGAACACUUCCAAGGACUGGUUGGAGUUCGUACCCGUGAUAACCUGAACGAUUUCAAGAACCCGCUGGUCGUGGUUUACUACGUUGUCGAUUAUGUCAAGAACCCGAAGGGAACCAACUACUGGCGCAAUCGGGUACUGAAGGUCUCCAAGGAGUUUGUCGGACGUGUUAACUUUGCUGUCAGCGCCAAGGAUGACUUCCAGCACGAGCUGAAUGAGUACGGCUAUGACUACGUCGGUGACAAGCCACUGGUGCUGGCUCGUGAUGAAAAGAACCAGAAGUUCAUCAUGAAGGACGAAUUCUCAGUUGAAAACCUGCAGGCCUUCGCCACCGAACUGGAGGAAGGAUCCCUGGAACCGUACGUCAAGUCGGAACCCAUCCCAGAGAGCAACGAUGCUCCGGUCAAGGUUGCCGUUGGCAAGAACUUCGAAGAGCUCGUCAUGAACAACGGUGUUGAUACGCUGAUUGAGUUCUACGCUCCGUGGUGCGGACACUGCAAGAAGCUGACCCCAAUUUACGAGGAGGUGGCCGAAAAGUUGAAGGGCGAAGAUGUCGCCAUCGUGAAGAUGGAUGCCACCGCCAACGAUGUACCGCCGACGUUCGACGUCCGUGGAUUCCCGACGCUGUUCUGGCUGCCCAAGAACGAAAAGACCAGCCCACAGCGAUACGAGGGUGGUCGCGAAGUCGACGAUUUCCUGAGCUACAUCGCCAAGCACGCCACCGACGAGCUUAAGGGCUACGACCGCAAGGGCAAUGCCAAGAAAAUCGAACUGUAAUCUCACAGAGGCGACGAGCAUACUUGUAGAGGGGGGAUGAGACAACAGGACAAUACUUGUUCUGUAAAUCUCCAUGCGGGAGCGAAAUCAAGAAAACCUACCACUUCAUCUAUUUUGUUUUUUCCCGGACGUACUGAAAAACUGUAAAUUUUCAUUCCUAUUUGUCAAACUAUAGCUCAUGGUGUUUUUUUUUUUCAAGUUGAAAUUUGACCUACGACUUCCAUUUCAGUACUACCAUCAAAGCACAUUUUCCGUUAGUCUGUGUUAUAGCAAAAAAAAAAGUGAUUAAACAAAAGAAUGAUUACGAGAGCUAAAAUUUCCGCACUUUCGUGCAAACAAACGACAGAACGUGCAUUUAUGUUCAGUAUCUCAGACCAGCGUCUGGCCGUGGAAAUGUUUGGACAACAAAAAAGCAGGUACAAAACAUAUGAAGGAAGGACGCAAAACGCUUAGUAUGUCAACAACUGAGAGGCAUAUGUGGAAUACCAUUCGAAUUAACCACGUUUCUGAAAUUUAUACUUAGGUACAGUGGAUCAACAUUUAGUAAAGGGAGUUAAUUCUUUAUGUGGAUUAAUUUUGUCAAGAUCUUACAAAAGUUGAAUAAAGUUUCUAAUUUUUUUUUUAAGAUUAACUAAACGUAA